This is a messenger RNA of Mugil cephalus (flathead mullet), 1920 nucleotides long. RefSeq names its product V-type proton ATPase subunit C 1-A-like. Gene Ontology annotation, cellular component: vacuolar proton-transporting V-type ATPase, V1 domain; lysosomal membrane. The record is from RefSeq and is a predicted model, not a curated record. Gene Ontology annotation, biological process: proton transmembrane transport. The transcript has 13 exons. Bases 185 to 1336 code for a protein of 383 amino acids. Gene Ontology annotation, molecular function: proton-transporting ATPase activity, rotational mechanism. Lineage: Eukaryota; Metazoa; Chordata; Actinopteri; Mugiliformes; Mugilidae.
UCCGGUUCCUCUGGCAGGUCAGCUGACUCCGAUGCUGCUGUCAGUCAGGAGACCUCACGAACUGUCCUGAAUGGCAAUUAUGCAUGUUGUCAAGCCGUAGAAACGCCACGGGAAGCUUUGUUUACACCGUUACCGGCCACGCUUUUAAUACACGGGUUUAUCUAGUUGCUCGAGUGCUGCAAACAUGACAGAGUUUUGGUUGAUCUCUGCACCUGGAGAGAAGACGUGCCAGCAGACAUGGGACACAAUGAUGGCAGCCACCACACGCACCAACAACCUUUCCACCAACCACAAGUUCACCAUUCCAGACCUCAAGGUUGGGACACUAGAUGUCUUGGUUGGACUGUCCGAUGAACUGGCCAAAUUAGAUUCCUUUGUUGAAAGUGUGGUGAAGAAGGUGGCUCAGUACAUGGCCGACGUGUUGGAGGACAGUCGAGACAAAGUGCAGGAGAACCUGUUGGCCAAUGGAGUUGAUCUCGUCACCUACAUCAUACGAUUUCAGUGGGACAUGGCAAAAUACCCCAUAAAACAGUCACUUAAGAACAUCUCUGAAAUCAUCUCAAAGCAAGUAACCCAGAUUGACAAUGACUUGAAGGCCAGAGCAUCAGCUUAUAAUAACCUGAAGGGAAACCUGCAGAACCUAGAAAGAAAGAAUGCGGGGAGCCUGCUGACAAGGAGCCUGGCUGACAUUGUCAAGAAGGAAGACUUUGUACUGGAUUCAGAGUACCUCAUCACUCUGCUGGUAGUUGUACCAAAGGCAGGAUACUCUGACUGGCAGAAAACAUAUGAAACACUCGCUGAGAUGGUGGUGCCUCGAUCCACAAAUCUGCUGUAUGAAGACAGUGACAGUGGCCUGUUCAGCGUCACUCUGUUCAGGAAAGCCAUGGAUGACUUCAAACACAAAGCCAGAGAGAACAAGUUCACUGUGAGAGAUUUUCAGUACAAUGAAGAAGAGAUGAAGGCAGACAAGGAGGAAAUGACGCGGCUUUCUACGGACAAAAAGAAGCAGUUCGGUCCUCUCGUCCGAUGGCUGAAAGUGAACUUCAGUGAAGCUUUUAUUGCCUGGAUCCACAUUAAAGCUCUGAGGGUCUUUGUGGAAUCUGUUUUAAGAUAUGGGCUGCCGGUGAACUUUCAGGCCAUGCUCUUACAGCCUAACAAGAAGACCAUGAAGAAGCUGAGGGAGGUGCUCAAUGAGCUGUACAAACAUCUGGACAGCAGCGCGGCGGCCAUCAUUGAUUCUGCGAUGGAUAUCCCAGGCCUGAACUUGAGCCAGCAGGAGUAUUAUCCUUACGUCUACUACAAGAUCGACUGCAACUUGUUGGAUUUCAAAGCUUAACACUUUGCACCGCAUUUGUCGUCGCGUUGGUUGCUGAUAAAAUUUUUUUUCCUGGGUCAUACCUCCCUUUCUCUUCUCACGCUACCUUCUCUCCCCGCUGUCUCCCCUCUCCGUCAGCUGCUUGAAUGACCGUGCUUGCAUGUCCAUUCCUUGUGGAGAAAAAGGCUCAUCAACAAGCUUCUACCACUUUUACAAACACGGAACAAAAGACACUUUUUAAUAUUGUUUGUGUUUACAGUUAAUUAAAUCUUCUCAAGCUACGCAGAUUGUUAUAAAAUAUUGAUGUGAUCAUGAUUGAGAGCUGCAUAUUUACUGUGUGAUUCCACGUGUGCUGGUGUGUAUUGAUAGAUACAUCAUCAUGCAUCGCUGUUCAGAGAUCUGUGUUUACAUGCGGGCACGUCUCAUUAUUGUACCCAUGGCAACGCUAUCAGGUGUUUCUGAGACACCCCUGCACACAUUGUGAAACAAAGAUGUUAUAGGAGUGUAUGUGGUCGUCUGAUGUCGUGUGUAUUUUCUGUCUAAAAGAGAUCUAUUUGUGAACAUUGUGUAAGCCGUUGAUUGAAUAAACAUGACUGGUGAAUAAA